Molecule: messenger RNA, 2204 nt
Organism: Musa acuminata AAA Group (dessert banana)
Lineage: Eukaryota; Viridiplantae; Streptophyta; Magnoliopsida; Zingiberales; Musaceae
Product: SUN domain-containing protein 4-like
Exons: 5
Coding region: 361-2109 (582 amino acids)
Biological process (GO): protein folding in endoplasmic reticulum
Cellular component (GO): membrane; cytoplasm
Source: RefSeq, a predicted model, not a curated record
GAGGAUCGAGAAGAAUGAGGAUGUGAGGAACGUUUCCGCUUCGUACUCCUCGGGCUUAUGGGAAUCCCUUCCUCUGCUUCCCCAACUCACGGCUUCGGAUUCCACCUCGUCCGGCGGAGGACGACGCCGUGAGUCUUCGGGUUACCUGCUCUUCCGAUUCGAUCGAUCCCGGGGGAUGGGUUGUGGUAGAUCUAGGAUCUCCUCAUUUCAAAUGCGUCGUUUCUGAUGCCUUCCUUUUCUGGCUUGUUUGGUUUCGGAUGCUAAUAGAGGGUGCAUCAACACCUCCGGAUCUCGGGUUUUCUGAUCGAAAUCGAAGGAGCGGCAGUUGCAUGCUCUGAUGUACGUUGGAUUAAUGAGCAAAUGCAGAGAUCACGAAGAGCUCUUCUACAUAGAAGAGCUGCAUCAGAGAAGAACCUUUACUACAGGAAAAAGUGCUUUUACAAGGUCUCUGCAUCUCUGGUUUUUGUCUUAUGGCUUGUCGUCUUCCUCCUCAAUUUGUUAAUUAGCAAGGGCAAUGGUUUUAGAGAUGCAGAUGAACAGGAUGCUGCACUUAGUGAGAUCAGCUUGCAUGAAGUUCCAUCUUAUCCUGAUAAGGUAAUGAUGGAUUCUCAAGAUCCUUUGCAGUCGUCAGCUACCAGUUCAACUGACAAUCACCAAAAGACCAUAGUUUUGAAAGGUGUAGAUGUUAGGAGCGAUGAAGAGGUUUUGGUCAGUGAAAGCAGCAAGUUGGACACAUCUCCAGAUCAGAGAGAUGAUGUCUCUUAUAUGGGCAAUAACUUGGAAAAAGAGACUCCUCCAAGAAGUGAUAGAUUGUCUCGUAUUACACCUCCUGGUCUUGAUGAAUUCAAAAGCAAGGCCAUCUCUUCAAAAGAAAAGGUUGUCUCCAGGGAAACAGGAACUGUCAUUCACCGAGUAGAGCCUAAUGGUAAAGAGUACAAUUAUGCUUCCGCUAAUAAAGGGGCAAAGGUGCUAGCUUAUAACAAGGAAGCUAAGGGUGCUUCCAACAUCUUAGAUAAGGAUAAGGACAAGUAUUUACGUAAUCCAUGCUCAGCUGAGGAGAAAUAUGUUGUUUUAGAGCUCUCAGAAGAAACAUUGGUGGACACGAUUGAGAUUGCAAAUUUUGAACACUACUCUUCCAACUUUAAGUAUUUUGAUCUGUUUAGCAGUUUAGUUUAUCCAACAGACAGUUGGGUUAAAUUAGGGAAUUUUACUGCUGCAAAUGUCAAACAUGCACAGCGUUUUUCCCUAUCAGAGCCAAAGUGGGCAAGGUACUUGAAGAUUAAUUUGCUUAGCCAUUAUGGUUCUGAAUUCUUCUGUACUCUUAGCGUGGUGGAAGUUUAUGGAGUUGAUGCAGUUGAGAGGAUGCUAGAGGAUUUGAUUUCAGUUGAAAACAGUCGGUUAGAACCUGAAGAACAGAUUGCUGAACAGUUGAAUGAGCACAAUGAUAAAGAAGACACAUUUGAGGAAAUUCUUACAGAUCUCGAUAACCAAUCACCUCAUGAUAAUUUGAAAUCAAAACGAGAUGCUCCUAAGAAUACUCUGACUAAUCCGUUACUAGAUACAAAGCCAACCCAAGUUGGAAGGAUGCCUGGAGACACUGUUCUUAAGGUUCUAAUGCAGAAGGUUCAAACUCUUGAUUUGAACUUUUCUGUGUUGGAACGUUAUCUGGAGGAACUGAAUAGCAGAUAUGGACGCAUCUUCAAGGACUUUGAUGAUGAUAUCACCAACAAAGAUCUGCUCUUGGAAAAGAUCAGAUUUGAGAUUAAGAAUCUUCAGAACAGCAAAGAAGUUUUUGCCAAUGACAUUGGAGAGCUUCUUUUAUGGAAAUCAGUUGUUUCCUCACAGCUGGAACAGCUAAUCAGAGAGAAUGCAAGACUCAGAUCAGAGAUCAAAGGGAUACAGGAGCAUCAAAUUGACAUGGAGAACAAGGCUCUAGCAGUGAUAUUUGUAAGUUUUGUAUUGGGAUGUGUAGCAGCUUCCAAGUUGCUUAUAAAUAUGCUAUUGAUCAUCUGUAGAUUUCAAACAGCUCAAAGUUUUUGUCAGACAAGCUCUGGUUGGUUUUUGUUGCUGCUGAGCAGUAGCAUUAUAGCAUCUAUUAUGGUUUUGUAGUGUAGUUACAUGUAUUAUGUUUCUGUAGUUGAGGCAAAAAACUUCUGCAAUGCGAUUUUGAUUCAGAGUUUCAGCUGGAAACAUAUUUUGGUUCA